Messenger RNA from Asparagus officinalis (garden asparagus), 1186 nucleotides. Its product is annotated as peroxidase 57-like. The coding region runs from base 1 to 1008 and encodes 335 amino acids. Gene Ontology annotation, cellular component: plasmodesma; plant-type cell wall. The transcript is spliced from 3 exons. Gene Ontology annotation, molecular function: peroxidase activity; heme binding. Gene Ontology annotation, biological process: response to oxidative stress; hydrogen peroxide catabolic process. The record is from RefSeq and is a predicted model, not a curated record. NCBI's taxonomy places the organism in Eukaryota, Viridiplantae, Streptophyta, Magnoliopsida, Asparagales, Asparagaceae.
AUGGCUACAGCUCUUUACAUAACCCUCCUGUUACUAUCCCAUACCAUUAGCACAGCCCUCUCCCUAGAACUCCAUUUCUAUCGAAAAUCAUGCCCGAGAGCCGAACUCAUAGUUAAGAGUGUACUCCAGAGGCAUGUCAAAAAGGACCCAUCAAUACCUGCUGGCCUUCUUCGGCUCCAUUUUCAUGACUGUUUCAUCAGAGGUUGUGAUGCUUCCGUUCUUCUCGACAGUACUGAAGAAAACAUAGCAGAAAAAGAGGCACCUCCUAACUUGACACUACGAACAUAUGAUGUGAUUGACGAUAUAAAGGCUGAGCUAGAGAAGGAAUGUAAAGGAAUUGUAUCGUGUGCUGAUAUACUAGCUAUGGCAACUCGAGAUGGGGUGGCAUUUUCUGGAGGUGAAGAGUAUGCUCUGCCGACAGGGAGGAGGGAUGGCAAAAUUUCAAGAAUGUCGGAGGUUCAUCUCCCUGGCCCUUCUUUCAGUGUUCAGGGUGCAUUGGCUGCUUUCCAGUCCAUCAAUCUAGAUUUAGAGGACCUCACUACAUUAUUGGGUGCUCAUAGCAUUGGUUUCUGUCACUGUGGCUUCUUCAUCAGCAGGCUCUACAACUUUCGCAAUAGCGGCUUACCUGAUCCUCGUAUUGCUCCUCGUGUGCUAAAAACUCUGAGGCAUAAAUGCCCCCCACAACUUCAACAACUCAAUGAUGUAAGCAAAGACCCAAGAAUAUUCAUGAAUCAAGCUACAGAAAGACCAUUCACUCUAAACUCCUCGUUCUAUCAUGGCGUGCUCAAUGGACAAGCAACUUUGCACCUGGACCAGGACCUUGCCUUCACUGAUGUCACAAAUAGAUUAGCAGUGGAGUAUCUUCAGAGUCCAGAAUUAUUCAGGAGGCAAUUUUCCAACUCCAUGAUCAAAUUGGGAAUGGUCGGUGUGUUAUCUGGACAACAGGGUGAGGUCAGAUUGAAUUGUAGAAGAGUGAAUGGUGACCCAACAGACAACCUGAGAACCUAACUGAUUUCAACUAUUUGACUGCAGUAUCAAAAGAUAGGAGUCAAAGAUUCAACCUCCCUCAAGUUACCAAUAUAAAUAUACAAAUAUUCCUAGACCUCCAAUGUAACAUUUCAACGAAAUAAACAUUUCUAUCAUUUAGAAGAAGAGCAAAACAGAGCAAAACAAUGUGAUUGUUCAA